This is a messenger RNA of Cryphonectria parasitica EP155, 2814 nucleotides long. RefSeq lists its product as uncharacterized. Bases 1 to 2814 code for a protein of 937 amino acids. The transcript has 4 exons. NCBI's taxonomy places the organism in Eukaryota, Fungi, Ascomycota, Sordariomycetes, Diaporthales, Cryphonectriaceae. The record is from RefSeq and is a predicted model, not a curated record.
AUGUCGGAACAUGGAGAGACAGCCGUCAUGGCUCCAGUCUCCCCUCCUCGUCUGGAUAGAAAAGACUCGGAGACUGCGUCCCUUGCGGAUUCGGACAAGGACACGGACAACUUCGAAGAUGCCCGCGAUGCUGCCCCGGAGUCCUCCUCCGUGCGAUCCCUGACGCAACGGCGUACAUCUCACUCCAAAACCCCGGCUGCCGACGACGAGAUAAAAGAGGAAGGGCACGCAGAGCCCGAGGGCGAGCAUAAAAAACCCCCUAGCUCAACUGAAUCCGAGUCUGGGCUCAAUCAUCACGAGCAGAAGCCAAGUUCCGUGCACGAGGCCGAGGUUCAGGACAAGGACGAGUUUGAAGAGGCCGAGACAACAUCGAUAGGGGACAGCGACGAGGUGACUCUGGCGCAGCAGAGGUUGUCCGUCCAGUCUAGCGGACAGCUGGACAACGUCAGCCUCGACGACGAGGACCUCGAUGGGGAGAAAAAAGGUCCGAACACCGGGCAACGCCUCUCCAAAAAGCUAGUUUGGCUGACAGGUCACACUGCAGAAGUAGAGAAGGUCAAUAACGUGGGCUCUAGCGACGCUGAACCUGAGCCUCCCAAGAAAACCAUCUCCCUCGGCAGUAUAACCAAUUCCCUUCCAGCUAUGCCCUGGUCUCCCGGCGCUCAGGGCUCUUCCACCAAGAAUCUCGACACGCCACCCACUGCUGCCCCUGCAGCUGCAGCAGCAGCAGCACCUACGACGCCAGGGGCACCACUGCCGGCCAACAGCACCCCAGCCGCCACAGCAGCUGCCGCACCCCCACCCUCGCGGAAACUCGCUGGUGCUUUUUCCUGGCUGUCCAGGAGCUCGUCCAAGGACCUGACCAACGUGUCGCCGCCGGUCACGGCUAGGAGGAACACCGCCAGCUCGACAACCACACUGACGAGCAACCCAGAGAUGUUGCUCGGCAAGCUGGACGAGGAGGGCGGAGCCAGGAAUGUGCGGCACAGCCUGAAGGACCGCUUCAAGGCAAUGCGCAUGAGGGAGGAGGCGGGCAUCACAAACCUUCCUGAGGACGGUGAUGCGAGCGGCAUCGCGAAUCUGGUCAACAAGGGGCCGAACGGGGCACUCGGUUCACCGACAGAGGAAAAAGAAGCUGGUGCUGUCCAGCCACCGCCCUCACCACGGCCGGCUCACGCUACCCUGGCGCCCGGAACGGCUUCAGGAGCGGCCGCCGGCCCUUCGACGCUGUCAGAUGAACCCGUAGACUGGGACUUAUGGCAGUCUGUCGUGUACGAAGGGCCCGCAGCCGUGGCCAAGACGAGCGCAGAGGAGCUGCGCAAGGCCACGGCAGCAGGGAUUCCGAGCGCAAUUCGUGGUGUGAUAUGGCAGGUCCUAGCCCAGAGCCAGAGCGAAGAGCUGGAGGCUGUCUACCGAGACUUGGUUGCUAGAGGCACAGACAAGGAGAAGGACCGACAGAGCAACGGCUCGCCCGCUGGUAGCAAUGGCAGCACUCCGGCCCCUGGGUCAUCGGCAUCGUCCGUGCAUUCGGAGGGCGUGGGGUCCCAGCCACCCUCUCCUCCUCCAAAAGACACCCCGAAGGACGAGGCUGCCGAGAAGAAGAAAAAGAAGGAAGAUGUGGCAAUGAUACAGAGGCUCGAGAAAACAAUCCGGAGGGACCUUGGACAGCGGACAGCAUAUUCCAAGUUUGCUGCCGCACAGGGCCUGCAGGAGGGUCUCUUCGGCGUCUGCAAGGCGUAUGCCCUCUUUGACGAGGAGGUUGGUUACGCCCAGGGCAUGAAUUUUUUGAUUAUGCCCCUCUUGUUCAAUAUGUCUGAGGAGGAAGCUUUUUGCCUUCUUGUCAAGCUGAUGAACAACUACCACCUCCGUGACCUGUUCAUCCAGGACAUGCCUGGCCUGCACAUGCAUCUGUAUCAGUUUGAGAGAUUGCUGGAGGAUACUGAGCCUGCCUUGUACUGUCACUUGAGGCGACGAGGCAUCUCGCCUCAUCUGUACGCUACCCAGUGGUUCCUGACCUUGUUCUCUUACCGCUUCCCCCUCCAACUUGUCCUCCGUAUCUACGACCUUAUCUUGUCCGAAGGGCUGUCGGCCAUCCUCAAGUUCGGCAUCGUCUUGAUGCAAAAGAACACCGAGACUCUACUAGGCAUGACAGACAUGGCGCAGCUCACCACAUAUCUUCGAGACCGCUUGUUUGACGUGUACAUCGAGUCGGCACCAACCGCAAACAGCAUUCUGGAAAACGGUUUCUUUGGCAGCUCAACAUCCAGCAUGGACAAAGAAGUGUACCGAGCCGACCAGCUCGUCCAUGACGCAUGCGAGGCCAAGCUCACUCCCGACAUCCUUCAGGCAUGGCGGCUCGAAUGGGAAGAGAAGACCCGUGAGGAGAAGGAGCGGCAGCAGGAGCUCGAGACACUGCGGUCGCAGAACACCAGCUACGCGGCCAAAAUCCGCAAGCUGGAGGAGCGGCUGCAGGCUGUUGACCGGGAGCAGGCGGACCUGGCGACGGAGCUGGUACACACAAAGGUGGAGAAUGAAGAGCUGAAAGACCAGAACGAGUCUCUCACGGGCCAGGUGCGGGAGCUCAAGAUCGUCAUCGAGAAGCAGCCCAUCGAGAUUGAGGACCAGUGGAAGCUUGAGCGGGAUGCGCUCAUCGAGCGCAACCAGCGCGUGCACGAGGAGAACGAGAAGGUCGAGAAAGAGAUGGCAGAACUGGAGGAGCAGCUUGUGCAGACGAAGAUGCAGUAUGCAGAGAUAAAUUCUCAACACGAAACCCUUCAGAGGAAGUGGAACGAACUCAAGCGGACGUUUGCAUAG